This is a messenger RNA of Cavenderia fasciculata, 2982 nucleotides long. RefSeq lists its product as uncharacterized. Bases 1 to 2982 code for a protein of 993 amino acids. Lineage: Eukaryota; Evosea; Eumycetozoa; Acytosteliales; Cavenderiaceae. The transcript is spliced from 13 exons. The record is from RefSeq and is a predicted model, not a curated record.
AUGAGUGAAUGUACAGUUAAUGUAGAUGCAUUGUUGCCAGAUUCAGAAUUGGCAUCAAUAGUAUUUUUGAUACAACAAUAUGGACAGAGUCAGUUGCCACAAGAUCAAAGCAUAUGUAGUGAGCUUGACGUUGUAUGUGAACAUGAUUCAGUCACUGGGUUGGAUCAUUUGCAACAAAUACAUUUAAAAGACACUUUUACAGGAUCAUCUACAUUUCCAAAUGCAUCGAUUGAACUUGACUUACCUUUGUUACGCUCUCUAUCAAUGGUUGAUAUUGGUGCCACCAAGAAUACAAGUAUCAACAUAUUGUCAAAAAUACGUAAUUUGAAAACCCUCGCUUCUUUAGUUAUUAUGGUACCUAAUUCCCUAUUGAUUGAUUACUUAUCUACUUUUUUUUACACCUUUACACACUAUAGCAUAUCAGGUGAUGGGACGAUCAGUCCAAUACCAUCAGAUUUCCCAACAAAUAUGUUUGGUUUAUCAGAUAUUUUUUUGGUUGACCCGAUCGGACCACAAUCAAUUGACAUUGUUGAAAAGUCAUUCCCAUCGGUAUAUUCAGUAGAACUAGAUAUUUUUUCAGACUUUGAUAUCGAUUUGGGGUUAGACAGUACAGCUUUGUACAAUGUAGAUAUAGCAAGACGUUCUCAAGUUGGGAGAUUGAACCUAACAUUUGGUAAUAAUAGUAAUCUUAUUCAACUUUUUUUAACAGGAUCUAUUCUGCUCUCUGGUAACUCAGAUCUCAAAGAUUUGCAACACCUAUUUACAAUUGAGACAUCUGUUGGUCAAAUGACAACAUACCCAUUUACAGCUUUUCCUCCGGCACUGGGUAAACUUCUAAUUCGAAAUGCCAGUUUUGAAGUAAUGCCAUCAUUACAAAUUCCAUCAAAUCUGACCAUCCUAGAAAUAUCAUCGAGUCAAUUGACAGGUAGCAUUGUAUCCAAUUAUCUUUUUGAAAAUGUGAUGCCUGGAUUCAACUUGAAUCUUGCAUAUAACCCAGGUCUAACAAUAGCUAUUCCAGAGGAAUGGUGUCAGUUUGUAUCCCUCAAUUUGUUGGGUACCAACAUUGCAAGUGCACCAGACUGUUUUUAUUGCUACUAUAAUGUAACAAAUCCAAAAAUACAACUAUCAUUAACAAUUCCACCUAACCUUGUGUGUAAUGUAACAUUUAAAAGUAUGUUUUUAAUUGCAUACUAUGGAUACAUUGCAGUAGAGGGAGAACUCUUGGGGUGGGGUAUUCCUCAGGCUAGUGGUGUGGGUGUUCCAAACAAACGUAUCGUCUAUGAUAUCGGCAGAAAUGUUGUUGGGCCACCAAUGCCAUUUAAUAUCACUUUUGUUGGACAAAAUUAUACAUUUUCAGUUUUAGAGGCUGGUGUUUUAGCUAUACGAUCAUCUGUUGUUCUCAAGAGCAGUGGUGAUGUCAACGAGAUUGUCAUUCAACUUUUUACCAUUAACAAUUAUUUGACUCACAAUGUGACACUUGUCGAUCGUAACAAUGCUACUUGUACCGUGAAAAACAUAACCGCCAGCACCAUUACUUGUACAAUUCCAAAAUCGAUCCAACUAUCACCUUCCUAUACCGUACUAGUCGCCAAUGAAUAUGAUGCCACUACUCUCCGUAGUACAUUUGAUUAUCCAACGGUAACAUCAGUAUCAUAUACCGCAAGUAGUAGAACAUUAGUAUUGUAUGGAUUUUAUGGAAGUCCUAUUACUCCACCUCUUACAAUUACUGUGGCUGAUACUAUUGAUUGUUCGGGAAGUGCAUCAUCUUUAAGGAUCACUUGUAUACUUGCAUCGGUACCUCCUGCAGGUCCUGCCAAUCUUUACAUUUCUCUUGGUGGUUUGGAAUUCAAGUCUUCAACUCUACUCUAUUUUAAUAGUUCAAAUAGUGGUAAUAAUGGUACAACUACAACAGGUUCAACAACUACUGGAACCACAUCUACUACCACUGGAGGAAAUAAUGGAGAAACACCUCAAGAAAAAUGUACAAGAUUAACUUUUGAUUGUUAUGGUCAUGGACAAUGUGAUAUUAAUGGUCAAUGUCAAUGUGAUGAAACUUAUAAUCAAAUUGAUAAUUGUUUAACAAAAUAUAUAAAUACAAAUAUAACACCCAAUGCAACCAAUCCAACAGUAUCAUUUGAUAUUGAUGGUAUAGAUUUUCAAUUUGAAAUUAAUUCAAUUCAAGAAUUGGAUUAUGAUAGUUCGUCAGUAUUGCAAGAGAUUUUAUUAUUGAACCAACCAUGGAAUGUUUCAGUUUCAUCAGAUAAUAUUACAACUACCGCCGACUAUACUCUCAACACUACUCAAAUUGUUGCCAACAAUUCAUUGUUUAGUAGCUUGGUUGUAGAGAGUCAAGUUUCAUUCUCAUCGAUUGCUAGAACCAUUCCAUUUGGUAAUCGUAAUUUGGACCUAGCACCCAAUUCAAUCAAGGUUGGUUUUACAAUUGGUAAUUGGUCAUACACUUCAAACCUUGCAACACUUCGAGUUGUCUUCAAAUCAAUCAUCAACAAUGAUCAAUCAGUCACAUUUGAUUGUGAAAAACAAUCAAUUAAUAGUUUUACAAAGGACGAAUUAUCAGAAUCAAUUCAAUACCUAAGAGUUGUCAAAGAUAAUAUCCAAUUCAGUGGAAGAUUUAUUGAUUUUGUUGUAUCGGAUGGUAGAGUAACCUAUUCAAAAACAGAAUUAAUAUCAUCUACUCCAAUUGACAAUUCAGAUGAUCAGUCAAUUGCAUUGAUUGGAAUCAACCUACCUCAAUGUUCAUCGUGCCAAUUAGAUCCAGACUUUACGCCAUUGUUGAUCGAUAAGGGAGGUGACAGUGGGUGCAAAGAGUCACAAUCAAACACUUGGAAAAUCAUUGUCGGAGUAGUGGUUGGUGGAGUCGCUUUGAUUGCCAUUGCUGUCGGCUCUAUUAUUCUCAUUAAAAAGAAAUCUAUAGCCCAAACCUAUGAAAAUCGACUCAGUUCACUAAAUAAAUCAAGAGAUUAA